Messenger RNA from Lizanozyma spartinae, 1275 nucleotides. RefSeq lists its product as uncharacterized. Gene Ontology annotation, cellular component: nucleus. The record is from RefSeq and is a predicted model, not a curated record. The coding region runs from base 1 to 1275 and encodes 424 amino acids. Lineage: Eukaryota; Fungi; Ascomycota; Pichiomycetes; Serinales; Debaryomycetaceae. The transcript is spliced from 2 exons.
AUGAGCUACAACUCAGUUCAACCAAUCAAUUUGAAUAGAAAGAAAAGAAAGAGAUCCAAUGGAACUUCUUCUACAUCUGCAUCUGCAUCUGCAUCUGCAUCUGUGUCUGCGUCUACGUCUACAUCUUCUGCGUCUACAUCUGCUUCUGUUGCAUCUCAAAUCCCUGGUUGGCCAUCUUCAUUAAAGGAAUUUGUAGCUUCAAGCUUCACCCGUUCGGAAUCAGAACUCUCUCCGGAAGAGCAGAACCUCUUUCGGUCCCAGAUAACGUCUAUAGUUGACAUUGCAUUGAAAAAGAACAUGAUAUGGACCAAUGACUGGGAGAGACAGUCGUUACCUGUGUUUGAUGGAGGUGACUUACAAUUGAUAUCCAUCAGUGAUCCAAUGGGUAAUAGUAAUAGUACUGCUACUCCCAAUACUACUGCUGCUAUUACCACUACAGUCAAUACUACUACAUCAUAUGCUUCCAAACAAAGAAAGAAACAAAGACUUGAACGAUUCAGCUCAGAGGAACCAGAACCUUUUAGACCCAUGUACAACAGCUAUACCACCGAUACCGUUGCAGCUCCAGUCAAAGGCACUAGCCAACAGAUAGAAAAGACCUAUUUAAGAUUGACUUCCGAGCCCAUACCGUCAAACGUUCGACCCCAAAACGUAUUGGAAAAAUCAUGGAAGUUCGUGCUCAACAAGUAUCGGCAUGGCCAACCGUACACUUACUUCAUUAGUCAGUUCAAAUCAAUAAGACAAGAUUUGACUGUUCAAAACAUCCAGAAUGACUUCACCAUUCACAUCUACGAAGUCAAUGCCAGAGUGUGUUUGGAGAAAAAGGAUUUGGGGGAGUUCAACCAGUGUCAGACCCAAUUGACGUUUUUGUAUGAUCAUGUUAGAACCAACACCAAUAGACACGGUUCCUAUUUAAGCCAAGAAGUGGAAUUCAUUGGCUACAGAAUCAUCUAUAUGAUCAUCUUAGGUAAUUAUCAGGAUGUCAUCAAAUUAAGGCUUCAAAUGGUAAGAGGAACGUACUCCAAACUAACCACCUCAUUCGAUGGUCAAGAAGCAUUUCUAAGUCACAUUGACGAUUUGUUUAAAAUUAACGAUUGUCUUCUUCUGGGUGACUACUAUAAUCUCAUAAAGCUUGUGGAACACCUCAAACCGGUUCUACCUUUAGCCUAUGACCUUCUCAACGAUUUCUUAUUGGCUAAGGAAAGGAUCAGGAUCUUCAAGACCCAUCUUACUGUCAAUAGUCAAUCAGCCCAGUUUCAAAAGGGUAGACAUUAA